Ornithorhynchus anatinus (platypus) is the source of this 1014-nucleotide messenger RNA. It is a transcript of the gene BRI3, whose product is annotated as brain protein I3. Bases 221 to 634 code for a protein of 137 amino acids. The record is from RefSeq and is a predicted model, not a curated record. The transcript is spliced from 3 exons. Lineage: Eukaryota; Metazoa; Chordata; Mammalia; Monotremata; Ornithorhynchidae.
CCCGCGCGCGCCCGGCCCCCUCCCCCGAGGGGGAGCCGCGUGCUUGUCCGCGCGCCCGAGGAGCGAGGGAGGGAGGGAGGGGGAAAUCCCCCCGCCGCAGGGGGGCGCUCGGGGGUCCGACCGAGGAGCAGCCGCCAGUUGCCACUAAGUUGGUGGCCAGCCCAGCCCGGGAGCAGCGGGACGCUGCUGCAGCUGCUCUUCCUCUGCACCCCGUCCCAGCAUGGAUAGCAAGCCUCUGCUGCAGGACCGACCCCCUCCCUACACCGUGGAGGCCGGCCGGGGCGACUACGCCUACGGGCAGCAGCACCAGCAGCACAACUACGGGGCCAUCCCCGCCGAGCCCCCCCAGCCCAAUUUCCAGCCUGGCUUCCAACCGGCCUUUCAGCCCCCGCCCUACCCCUACACCACCCCAGUUGGACCGAACUACCCCCAUGGAGCUUACACUGUUAUCCAACAGCCUGCCUCUUCUAUAGUGGUCGUUGGAGGUUGUCCAGCCUGCAGAGUUGGGGUUUUGGAAGAUGCCUUCACCUGUUUCGGUAUCUUUUGUGCCAUUUUCUUUUUUCCUUUUGGCAUUUUCUUCUGUCUUGCAUUGAGGCAGCGAAGAUGCCCUAACUGUGGAGCAACUUUCGGUUGAACGGAACAAUCUGACGAGGCAUCCUGAAACACCUCUUCUCCCCUUCCCCCAGUAAUCUUUUUCUAAUGUAAAUGUCAUGUACAAUCAGCUUUAUUUGAUCAAGCUUCAGAACUGUUUUGUAAAGUAUGAUGGAUUUUUGCAUGUGAGAUCUAAUGUCCCUUGGGCAUGUGUGUGGUAAAAUAAAGAGCAACCUGCUUCUAAGGUUAAUGACAACUCAGAUUUAAAACAUUGCUUCUGGUUUUUGCAGUCUUUUCGAUUUGUGCAAGAAAUGUUGUUUUUAUAAAGGAAAUUCAUAGAGUUUAAACUAUUUCCGCUUAAUUCAGUGUCUGCCCACUGUCACAAUGUAAAUUUUUUAAAAAUAAAAGUUAACUCUCACUUCA